Monopterus albus (swamp eel) is the source of this 1793-nucleotide messenger RNA. It is a transcript of the gene gja10a, whose product is annotated as gap junction protein alpha 10 a. The record is from RefSeq and is a predicted model, not a curated record. Gene Ontology annotation, cellular component: connexin complex. Gene Ontology annotation, biological process: cell-cell signaling. The transcript has 4 exons. Bases 300 to 1793 code for a protein of 497 amino acids. Gene Ontology annotation, molecular function: gap junction channel activity. NCBI's taxonomy places the organism in Eukaryota, Metazoa, Chordata, Actinopteri, Synbranchiformes, Synbranchidae.
UUAAUUUGGGGAUUGUCUUGUUUGUUGUAGGCCUAUCAGAAGCUUGUGCAACCAGCAGCUUCACAAACUCUGUUUUGUUUGUGGCACUACCUCCGUUCUCCACAGGAACAACAGCUUUUUCAAUAUUGAUCCAGAACAUCAAGAGUGAUGUGAACAGACGGGGUGUGGUGAGCAGACAUAACAAGCACAAUGAACCAGCAAGAGGCUGAUGGAAAGGAGGAGAAUAUAUACACAGGCAGCCAAGGGAUAACAAGGGACAGUUUGAGGACAUGUGGCAGUGAAGUGGUGAGAAGCUGACCAUGGGUGACUGGAACCUGCUGGGCAGCAUCCUAGAAGAGGUCCAUAUUCAUUCCACCAUUGUGGGCAAGAUCUGGCUCACCAUACUCUUCAUCUUUCGCAUGCUAAUCCUGGGAGCAGCCGCUGAGGAUGUAUGGGAUGAUGAGCAGUCCGAAUUUGUCUGCAAUACUAACCAGCCAGGUUGCAAGGCAGUCUGCUAUGACCGUGUCUUCCCCAUCUCCCUCAUUCGCUUCUGGGUCCUGCAAAUCAUUUUUGUGUCUGCGCCCUCGCUGAUCUACAUGGGUCAUGCCCUCUACUGCAUCCGAGCGCUGGAGAAAGAAUGCCACCGCAGACGGAUCCAGUUGAAGGAAGAGCUGGAUGAGGCUGAAUUGGCACUGGAUGAAUAUAAGCACAUGGAGAGGGAGCUGAGGAGGCUAGACGAACAGAGGAAGGUGAAGAAGGCUCCUCUCAGAGGCUCUCUGUUGAGAACCUACAUCAUCCAUAUCCUUACACGCUCUGUGGUGGAGGUCUGCUUCAUCCUGGGCCAGUAUAUACUCUAUGGUGUCCAAUUGGAGCCACUCUAUAAGUGUGAGAGGCUGCCUUGCCCCAACAGUGUAGAUUGUUACAUCUCCAGACCCACAGAGAAGACCAUCUUCAUGGUCUUCAUGAUUGCCAUUGCUGCUGUGUCACUUUUCCUCAACAUUCUGGAAAUAUCCCAUCUGGGCAUCAGGAAAAUCAAAGAGACACUGUAUGGACAGAGAUAUACAGAAGAUGACAGUUUAAUUUACAAGUCCAAGAGGAAGACAUCCUUACAACACCUUUGUGUAUUGAGCAAUUUAUCACUGCACAACGGUUCUUUGACUCAGGCCUUCAAAGUGCUUCCAGAGGUCAAUAUGAAGUCUCCUCAUUGCAGCACUGGACUAAAAGCCAACCAGAACCCCCCAAGACACAGCAGUUUGGCUCAUCUGGGACACAGUCAGAUGAGCUAUAUCUGCCCCCAACCUAGGGUGCCACCCAGGUCUGCUCAGGAGUCUUCAAUCCAAGCCUCACAAACCCAUGAAGGACAGGAGGUCCACACAGCCAUGGUAGACCACCAUCCACCCUGGGCUUCUGCUGUGUCCAUUGUGGAGGGACGUGCCACAAGCCAUAAUGAGGACAUCCAUGAUGGUGAACACCCUCAUCCUAGCCACAUAGAAGCUCUGCUGUUCAGCAGCAUGUUAAGGCCCAGAGGUAUCGGUGACCUUGAUGAGGAUGAGCGAAGGGAAUCAAUGGGCAGCAAGGUCCUGGUCCCCAACACCAGGAAGACCAGCUUCAUGAUUAGACCUCCAUCGGAGAGCUUGUCUUCUAUCAGUAGCUCCACGAGCCCUUCCUUACAUACCUCAGAGGAGUCAGAUGAACUGGGUUCACUGCAGGGAGAUAUGCCCACAGUGCCACCUGCUGGAGGCCGAAGAAUGUCAAUGGCAAAGUAUGUUUCUGGAUAUCUCCUCUAUCAUGAAGAAGUGAAGAGACAAGAUUAG